AAAACUUUUUUGUAUCGAAGGAAUCAACAGCCGCCAUCUUGUCGUGGCUCGGAAUUAGGAUUUCGGUCCAACGCUGGUUUUAACGUAGAAAUUGGACAUCCUUUCCGCGAUAUGACAGCGACAUUGGCCUCACAUUGUAAUCUUAACGUCGCCUCGGAGACAUUUUGUGCGAAAAAACGGGACUGGGAACGGUGGUCGUCGGGCAGAAACGCUCCGUAGAUCUGAUUUCCCCUUCAGAGUGCGGCGAUUCAGCCCCUGACGCUGUCCGGGAGCCGUAUUGUUUACCAGGCGGACAACUGGUCGUGGCUUUAUAAUUUUAGUGCAGACCAGCUGCAUUUUUGUGCAAUUGUGCAUUUUUGUAAAGCUCCGUUGGAUUUUUGCAUGAAGAAAUUUGACGUCACGCAAAAUGGUUUCUUUGGACAUUUAGAUUUUUUUCUCGCUAAAAUGCAUCAGUUUACUUGAUCUAUUUGGAUUGUUAUUUUGACGCUCGGUUUUUACAUGGAGAACAUUUUAUUUGGCUUUAUUUAACGACGAUAAUGUGGGUGUUGGGUGUUGGAUUAUCAUGGGGUGAAUGGCGGUGGCGAAGCGGGGCGCUAUUGCAUCUCUUUUGAAAGGCUCACAGCACGAAGUGGCUAACCUAGCUCGUAGCAGGCAAUUAUCAAGCUAUUAGCCAGUUAGCUCACGUUAGCAUGCUGUCAGCUUGCUAAUGUGCAAAAGUUGAUAGAGCAACGUCUUUCUGGAAGUAUUGAAAUUGAAACAACAAACACGUCCAGCUGGAAACUAUACAACCAUGGCUGACAACCUGCUGGAUGUAGGACCUCCAAACUCAAAGCGGCCGAAGCUGAAUUCACCUGCGCUGUCAGCCUCUGAUGGAACAGAUCUGGGCUCCAUAUCCUAUGAUCUCGAAAAUGACCUGCCAGAUGAGUUGAUUCGUAACGGAGAUCCUCAGCCUGAUGGGGAAAUGCCAUCGAACGGUGGAGCGCCAGGUGGACCCACAGGGGGCAGUGUUGUCCCUGAUGCAGUAGCGAAGCACAAGCAGCUCUCCGAACUGCUUCGGGGUAGCAACACCAAUAUGGCCGGCACAGGUCUGAACUGCAGCCCUCAGCCUGGUAACAUGGGGGCACAGCUCGCCUCAGCAUUAGGCAAAAGUCCUCUUGGCCAAGGCUCACCCAACAACCACACAUCUCCUCAGGCACAAAAAGCCUCAACGCCAACAGGAGUUGCAGGACAGAACAACAAUAACACCACAACAAUGGGCUUUAACCAAGCUAUGAUGAACAAUAACCAGACUCAUCCAGGUCUCUUGGCCCAAGGAGCUCCGCCUCAACAGGGCCAAGUGAUGAAUGGUGGACUUGGCCCUGGGGUGGGUAGAGGCAGAGGUGCAGGCAUGCACUUUCAGAGCCCCACGAUGCAGGCAGCACCCCCGGGAGGAGCUGGAAGUGCCCUGGCAGAGACACUCACUCAGGGGCAGCAGAUGGCAGCCCACACUGCUCUGGGAGCACAACAGCAGACGGCCAACUUGAAUAAGAUGAGUCUGAGCAGUAAUGGGGCCCCAUUCGGAACACAGUCUUAUGGACAGACCACUUCAGGUCCAGGGCAGCUCCAAAACAAGGCCCUCACCAACAGUUUACCAUCCUUCCCCAAUGAACUUAAAGGAGCUGCAGUCACUAGUGUGCCAAACAUGCAGCAGCCUCAGCAGGCGGCCAUGUUGCCUCUGGCGGGGGGUGGGGGAGUGGCAGUGCCUUCGGCUGGACCCACCGCUGACCCCGAGAAACGCAAGCUCAUCCAGCAGCAGCUGGUCCUGCUGCUUCACGCACACAAAUGCCAGCGCAGAGAGCAGGCCAAUGGGGAGGUGAGGACCUGCGCCCUGCCCCACUGUCGCACCAUGAAGAACGUCCUUAACCACAUGACCCACUGUCAAGCCGGAAAGUCCUGCCAAGUUGCGCAUUGUGCAUCAUCCAGACAAAUCAUCUCUCACUGGAAAAACUGUACACGGCAUGACUGUCCUGUGUGUCUCCCGCUGAAAAACGCCAGUGACAAAAGAACUCAGCCGCCCAUGCUGAGCUCCCCCAACACGGGACUCCAAAACACCAUGUCGUCAGUAGGAGUAGGCCAGCCCAGCGCUCCCACCAUCAAUACCUCAGCACCCAUUGACCCCAGCUCCAUGCAGAGGGCUUACGCCGCACUCGGACUCACCUACAACAGUCAGACUACAGGGCAGGCACAGGUCCAACAGGCUCACGGUCCGGGACAGGCGGCAACCACCAAUGCACAGGCUCAGCAACUUCAGCAGAUGAGACCUAUGGCCCACGGCAACCAGAUUUCUCUUGGUGCUGCAGCAAUGGGCGUGACGACUUCUGAACAGACUAACCUGCACACAGAAAAUCUCCCUAAUGCGCUCAACACUAACAAUCAGCUGCUCCAGGAUGGGUCUAGCGUAGGCUCUAUGGGAAACCUUCCCACAGCAGCCCCAUCCACCACAGGCAUCAGGAAGGCCUGGCAUGAGCAUGUGACUCAGGACCUGCGUAAUCACCUCGUCCACAAACUAGUACAAGCCAUAUUUCCAACACCCGACCCGGCAGCUCUGAAGGACAGGCGAAUGGAAAACCUGGUGGCCUACGCGAGGAAAGUAGAGGGCGACAUGUACGAGACGGCAAAUAGCAGGGAUGAAUAUUAUCACUUUCUGGCUGAGAAAAUUUAUAAAAUCCAAAAAGAAUUGGAAGAAAAGAGGCGCUCUAGGCAACUGAAGCAAAUCAUCAACCAGUCUCCUAUGGCUGCGGCAGGGGCGCAGCAGCCUGGCCUUCCCCAGCCCAAUGCCCUUGGCAUCAGACCUCAGAAUGGCCCUGUUGCAAUGCCCAAUUUACCAAAUCCAAUGGGAAUGAAUCGUGUGCAGGUGUCACAGGGAAUGAACCAGUUUAACCAUAUGCCAAUGCCAAACACUCAAAUACCCCAGGCAGCUAUGGGACCCCGGGCAGCCUCACCAAUGAAAUCACCCAAACAGAUGAACAUGACUGUUCCACCGAGAGGCAUGUCUCCCUCCCGAGUGCCCGCGGCCCAGAGCAUGAUGGGCGCUCAUGGGGCUGCAAACAUGGUAGGGCAGAAUACAAACCAGGGCCAGUUUCUGCCUCAGAAUCAGUUCCCCCCAGCUGCAUCUGUUGCUGCUCCAGGAUCCAUGAAUGUGACUGUGGGACCUGGAAUGGGUCAGGCUCAGGCACAGGCUGCUGUCACCCAGCAGCAGAGCGCUAACCUCCCCAUGAAUGCACUUGGCCCUUCGCUGGGCUCUCAGCUAGCCUCUUCCCAAACCCCCUUGCACUCCACGCCUCCACCUACUGCCUCUACGGCUGGGGCAGCCACUAACCUGUCGCUCCCCCAGCCCUCCAGCCGCAGCUCCACCCCCACCCUCCCUGCUCCUGCACCGGUACAGGGUGCCACCCCACCCUGUCCCACCCAGCCCCAAACCCAAGCGGAGCACCCUGCAGCAGCACAGACGCAGGCCCCCCAGGCUCCGCCCCCCACCACUCCGCUGUCCCAGCCAGGAGCCAGUCUAGACAACAGGGUGCCCACACCGGCCUCAGCUGCAAGUGCUGACCUGCACCCGCCCCAUGUCGCUGCUGACCUGCCUCUUCAGGAGGUGAAGACAGAGGCACACAGUGAGCAACAGGACUUUGAGGCCGCUGGCGGCAAAACUGAGCCCAAGAUGGAGACUGUAGAUGAGGCUGGUUCAAUGUUGGUGAAGAAGGAGGAGCCUGAAGAGAAGCCGGAAGCAAUGGAGGUGGAAGAGAAAAAGCCGGAAAUGAAGACAGAACCCAAAGAUGAAGAAGAGAGUGGAGCAAACAGUGCCACCUCCUCCUCAUCCUCUCAAUCACGGAGAAAAAUUUUUAAACCGGAAGAGUUGCGGCAGGCUUUGAUGCCAACAUUGGAGUCUUUGUACAGACAGGACCCUGAGUCUCUGCCCUUCAGACAGCCAGUGGAUCCACUCCUUUUGGGCAUCCCAGAUUACUUUGACAUUGUGAAGAACCCUAUAGACCUCUCUACAAUAAAGCGUAAGCUUGACACAGGUCAAUACCAAGAGCCCUGGCAGUAUGUGGAUGAUGUUUGGUUGAUGUUCAAUAAUGCCUGGCUUUACAACCGCAAGACAUCCCGUGUCUACAAGUACUGCUCUAAGCUCGCCGAGGUGUUUGAGGCUGAGAUUGACCCAGUGAUGCAGGGUCUGGGCUACUGCUGUGGCAGGAAGUACGAGUUCUCUCCUCAAACGCUGUGUUGCUAUGGGAAACAACUUUGUACGAUACCGACUGGAGGCACAUACUACAGUUACCAGAACAGGUACCAUUUCUGUGAAAAGUGCUUUAAUGAGAUCCAGGGAGAGAGUGUCACAUUGGGCGAUGAUCCUGCUCAACCUCAGACGAUGAUUUCAAAAGACCAAUUUGAAAGAAAAAAGAAUGAUGUUCUAGACCCUGAACCGUUUGUUGAAUGUAAAGACUGUGGGCGGAAGAUGCAUCAGAUAUGCGUUUUACACUAUGAGGUCAUCUGGCCUUCUGGAUUCAUCUGUGACAACUGUUCCAAGAAAAGUGGGAAAACACGCAAGGAGAAUAAGUUUACUGCCAAACGGCUUCAGUCCACUCGACUGGGAACUUUCAUAGAGGAUCGUGUGAAUAAAUACUUGAAAAGACAAAACCACCCAGAGGCCGGAGAGGUGUUUGUGCGAGUGGUGGCGAGCUCUGACAAAACGGUAGAAGUCAAACCAGGCAUGAAAUCAAGGUUCGUUGAUACAGGAGAAAUGCCUGAAACUUUUCCCUACAGAACCAAAGCACUUUUUGCCUUUGAGGAGAUUGAUGGUGUUGAUGUGUGCUUUUUUGGCAUGCAUGUACAGGAGUAUGGCUCUGAAUGUGCAUUUCCAAACACUAGACGUGUAUACAUAUCAUACCUUGACAGUAUUCAUUUCUUCAGACCUCGUAUUUUACGAACAGCUGUCUACCAUGAGAUCCUUAUUGGCUAUUUAGAAUACGUCAAAAAACUAGGUUAUGCUCAGGGGCAUAUUUGGGCCUGUCCACCCAGUGAAGGAGAUGACUACAUCUUCCAUUGUCACCCUCCUGACCAGAAGAUCCCGAAGCCCAAAAGGCUCCAGGAGUGGUAUCGAAAAAUGUUAGACAAAGCAUUUGCAGAGCGGAUCAUACACGACUACAAGGACAUCUUCAAACAGGCAACUGAGGACCGUUUAACAAGUGCCAAUGAGCUGCCUUACUUUGAGGGUGACUUCUGGCCCAACGUGUUGGAGGAAAGUAUUAAGGAGCUGGAGCAGGAAGAGGAGGAGAGGAAAAAAGAGGAGCAUACUGCAGCCUCUGAAACUCCUGAGGGGACUCCGGGGGACAGCAAAAACGCAAAGAAAAAGAACAAUAAAAAGACCAACAAAAACAAGAGCAGCGUGAGCCGAGCAAACAAGAAGAAACCAGGGAUGCCAAACGUAGCUAAUGAUUUGUCCCAGAAACUGUAUGCAACCAUGGAGAAGCACAAAGAGGUGUUCUUUGUGAUCCACCUCCACUCGGCUCCAAUGAUCAACACUCUACCCCCUUUGGUGGACCCGGACCCCCUGCUCUCCUGUGACCUGAUGGAUGGGCGAGAUGCGUUCCUCACUUUAGCCAGAGACAAACACUGGGAGUUCAGCUCCCUUAGAAGGUGCAAGUGGAGCACAAUGUGCAUGCUCGUUGAGCUGCAUAACCAGGGCCAGGACCGCUUUGUUUACACAUGUAAUGAGUGCAAACAUCAUGUGGAGACUCGCUGGCACUGCACUGUUUGUGAGGACUUUGAUUUGUGCAUCAACUGUUACAACUCAAAGGGCCACGAGCAUCAUAUGGUCAAGUGGGGUCUUGGGCUGGAUGACGACAACAACAGUCAGAGUGGGGAACCCUCCAAGAGCCCCCAGGAGAGCCGGCGCUUGAGCAUCCAGCGUUGCAUCCAGUCCUUGGUCCACGCCUGUCAGUGUCGCAACGCCAACUGUUCACUUCCUUCCUGCCAGAAGAUGAAGCGUGUGGUCCAGCACACCAAAGGAUGCAAACGCAAAACCAAUGGUGGCUGUCCUGUUUGCAAACAGCUCAUUGCUCUAUGCUGUUAUCAUGCCAAGCACUGUCAGGAGAACAAGUGUCCUGUCCCCUUCUGUUUGAAUAUCAAACACAAACUUCGCCAGCAGCAGCUGCAGCAUAGGCUACAACAAGCCCAGAUGAUGAGGAGAAGAAUGGCCACCAUGCAGGUCAGGACCAUGCCACUACCCUCCCCACCUGCAUCUGCUACUCCCAAUACCCCAACUGGUCAUGCACAGCCCUCUACUCCCCAGACACCCCAGCAACCCCCGUCCAAUCAGCCGCAGACACCCAACUCUGUGGGUGUGAUGUCCCCCUCGUAUCCUAAUGCCCCACGCAAUGGACAGCCUCAAUCUCAGGUGUCUCAAGGGAAACCUGGCCCUCAGGCGUCUCCUCUGCACCAGCAGCAGUCCCCUCUGCCCCAGCCCCCUCAGCCACAGCAGCAGAUGCCCCAACAGCCGCCACUGGCUGCCGUCAAAAUGGCACGACACAUAGAGAUCAUCGCACAGGCCCAGCAGAACCAACAGAACUACAGGGUCAACAUGAACGGGCUUCCCAUGAACCAGCCUGCCCAGCAGCGCAUGACUGGCCCAAUGCAGCCCCCCAUGCAGAUGGUCCCUGGGCCUCGAGGACCCCCACAGGUCAUGCAGCCCAACAUGACUCCAGGGCAGUGGCCCGGAGCAGCAGGUCCUAUGCAGACCCCUCAGGCCCAGCAGCCAGGUCUAGUCCCAGGACAAAAUCCACAGCAAACCAUGGCCAUGCAGCGACCUAUGAUAGCCCCUGGACAGCAGCCUCAACCAGGGCAAAGGAUGCUCAUCUCCCAACAGCCUGGAGCCCGGCCACAGGCACCUCAGAGGCCCGGGGCAAUAGCUCCCAAUGCUCUGCAGGAUCUGCUCCGGACUCUGAAGUCCCCUAGCUCCCCACAACAACAGCAGCAGGUUCUUAACAUCCUUAAGUCAAACCCUCAGCUCAUGGCUGCCUUCAUUAAGCAGCGGACGGCCAAGUACCAUGCCAACCAACCCCAGCAGCAGACUGGCCAGCCUCAGCAGCAGCAAAUGGGAGGGAUGCAAGCCAUGGCAAUGCAAGGGGGAGCUGUACAGAGGCCGGGUAUGCCCCCUCAGCAGCCUCCUGCUCAGGGUAUGGGAGCCCUGGCAGCCCAAGGCCAGCUCAUGAAUGCAGCGCACAGUAACAACCCUCAGCUCCAGGAGAUGUACCGACGGCAGCUGCUCAGACAACAACAGCAGCAGCAACAACAACAACAGCAACAGCAGCAACAGGGUGUGAUGCCCCAAGGCCACACCCAGUUUCCUGCUCAGCCCCCUGGCUCCACUGCCACCUACUCCCAGCUCCGCAUGCAGCAGCAGCAGCAGCAGAUCACCAUGCAGCCUGGGGCAGGGGCACCAGGGGGACCUAUGAGCCAACUGUCACCAAUGAACCAAAUGGGCCAGCCUGGUAUGGCCAUGGACUCCACCCAGAACAUCUUGCACCAACGAAUGCUCCAGCAGCAGCAGCAGCUUCCCCCGCAGCAGCAGGCUGUGCUCAAACAGCAGAUGGGCUCUCCCGCUCAGCCCAGCCCCAUGAGCCCGCAGACUCACCUGCUUGCAGGACAGGCACAGGGUGGCCCUCACCUUCCCGGACAGCCUGCACUUACCAAUGCUCUCAGCAACCAGGUGCGCUCACCUGCCCCAGUCCAGUCGCCCUGCCCGCCCUCACAGCCACCCCAACCACCCCAGCUCCCGCCACAUUCCAGUCCCUCCCCACAGGUGCAGCCCCAGCCCUCACCACAGCACCCACCUCCGCCACAUACGGGCUCGCCACACCCUGGCUUAGGGGGACCUCUGUCUGCAUCUAUGGAGCAGGGACAUUUGGGGACUCCAGAACAGAGUGCCAUGCUACCACAGCUAAACACACCGAACAGAGGAUUGAACAGUGAACUGGGAGUCAUGGGAGACGCUACAGGGGACACUCUAGAGAAGUUUGUUGAGGGAUUGUAGCAUCUGUGCUGGGAACAUACUGAACAAUAUCCCUUUUUUGGACCGACCACCCGUCCUGUUUUUUCUGGAUUCCCAACUUGUUAGAGGGCUUUGUUUGUUCUUUCUAAGGCAGAGAACGUUUUUGUACUGACUUGUAUAAAGUUUCCUCUGUAUAAAGACAAUUUGGUCAAAAAAUAAUUAAACGCUUCUUGGGGAUAUAAUUGUUUCCUAUACCCUGUUCUUUGGGGUUUUCUUCCUUAAAAUGUUGAAGGAUUUGCAAGUUGCUUCUUAAAUAAAAAUAAAUCAUAAAGAAUAUAUUUUUGGUUGAGACCAAAUGUGUUCAAUAUUCAACUUAUUUUUGGUUUGUUUUUGGUAUGGUUACAUGCCCUCUUGUUUCUUUUAUUAAAGAAAAUGUACAAUUGCAUUAUUAUAUUCAUAUCUUUUAUUUUGUACCUUUGGAGAAAGACCUUAAAGCAUUUUGUGUUGCAACUGUAAAAUAUUUGUUUUGUCAGGGAGUUGGGCCAGGGUUUUGUUUGUUGUUAUCUAGUGUUGUAUCCAUUAGUCCAAAUGAUGCGUUCAGGGACAAACCGCUCCCUUUCUCUUUUGUGUAUGAAGAGCACUCUGUUGUAAUUAUAUAGGAAACGGACUGCUGCAGGUUGUGAAAACACAAGCAUGCACGCAGGUGCACAUGAAGACCCUGACACAAACCUUCAGUCUCUAAAAUUGGUUUCAGAAAACAAGGACUGCCAUCUCAGUGGCCUGUUAUUUAAAAAAAAAAAAAAAAUCUGUCUUUGCAGGUGUAAAAACGUUUGUCAUACUUUCUUGUCAUACAGAUGUUGUAAAGUGUAAAGAGAGAGAGAGAGAAAAAGACUAGACACCCCUGAUAUGAGGAGGAAUGAUUGCUGGUUGUCUAUAUGCUACAUCUUAAAUGACCCCCAUCUUCUAAAUUUUACACAUGUAUAGAGAUGAAGGGCACAUUUGAGAUUCACCACAAGGAAAACAAAAUGUCAACAGUCAUUCCCCUCUCACAAAAACUUGAACUUGGGGAUUAUCUUUUUCUCCUAUUGUAAAUCAAGUUAUUAAACAAAAUACUAUAAUUAUAAGGAAGAGAGAAUGAAAUCGCUGUACAAACUGGUAAAAGACUCAUUUCUUACUUAUAUACCAUAUUGUUAAAUAAACUGUGCAACAGAAGAACUCCGGUACUCUGUUGAGUGAAUAAUAAUGAGGCAUUGCCCAUCUUUUUCAUUUUGUUUUCUAUUUGUUGCAACUCAGUACUGUUUCUUUGCAUCCUACAAGUUGGAUUAAAGCCAUGUAUUUGCACG
Molecule: messenger RNA, 9369 nt
Organism: Periophthalmus magnuspinnatus
Lineage: Eukaryota; Metazoa; Chordata; Actinopteri; Gobiiformes; Gobiidae
Gene: crebbpa
Product: CREB binding protein a
Biological process (GO): positive regulation of transcription by RNA polymerase II
Cellular component (GO): histone acetyltransferase complex; nucleus; transcription regulator complex
Molecular function (GO): zinc ion binding; chromatin DNA binding; transcription coactivator activity
Source: RefSeq, a predicted model, not a curated record